Molecule: messenger RNA, 1481 nt
Organism: Musca domestica (house fly)
Lineage: Eukaryota; Metazoa; Arthropoda; Insecta; Diptera; Muscidae
Product: putative nuclease HARBI1
Exons: 3
Coding region: 256-1353 (365 amino acids)
Source: RefSeq, a predicted model, not a curated record
GGGGUCAAUUCUGGUUCUAUGAAAAUAUGAAAUGAAAAAAUUAUUUUGAAUUUCGUUUUCAUAACAACUUUUCAUAAUUCGUUUUCAUAAAAACAUAUUUUCCGAUUCUGAUUCAUUUUGUGAAAACAAUGUUUCAAUUCCGUGUCGCAAUGAAACUUUUGUAACUAUGUUAUUGAAAUAAUUGUAAAGUUGACGUUCAUAUGUUAACAGGAAAAAAAUAAUAUUGUCGUAAAAUCAAACAAUAUACGAUAAAAAAUGUCAAGUUCCAUUAUAUUAUAUUAUAUAUCGCAAAGACAUAGAAUAGAACAAAGGAACUCGCUUCGAAUUCUUAGACGCAGUGUUCGGGAUCACCACAAUCCAUUUGAAAUAGCCACAGAGGAGAGCUUUUUUGAGUUGUAUAGGAUGCCGAAGCAUUUGUGUUUGGAACUCAUCGAAGAAUUGAAGCCAUUUUUGCCGAAAUCAAGAAGAGUCCAUGCAAUUCCAUGCCAUCUAAUAGUACUAAGUUCAUUACGUUUUUUUGCUACUGGUAGCUUUCAACGAAGUGUAGGACAAGAUAAUUUAUCCGCUUUAUCUCAAACAUCCGUAAGCAGAUGUGUAACUAUGGUUGCUAAAGCUUUGAACAAUAUUUCACACAAUUAUAUAAUAUUUCCCAAACAAGAAGAUUUCCCAGGACUUAAAAUAAAGUUUAUGGAGAAAUAUCAAUUUCCAGGGAUUAUAGGAGUAAUUGACGGCACUCAUAUUAAAAUAUCUGCUCCAAGGCGUGAAAUUGAGCAUAUAUAUUACUGUCGAAAAGGAGGACAUUCAAAGAAUGUGAUGAUUAUAUGCGAUUCAAAUUAUAUUAUUUUGGCAGCUAACGCACGAUUUGGUGGUACAGCACAUGAUUCUUAUGUUUGGAGAAGUUCCCAAGCUUGCAGAAGACUGGAAGAUUUAUAUACUGGAGGAGAACGUAAUUAUUGGCUUUUAGGAGAUAGUGGUUACCCAUUGCAGCCGUGGUUGAUGACUCCUAUACUUUCAACGUGCAAUACAUCCGAAGAGCGCUAUAACAUCGCGCACAAAUCGACACGAGCUUUAGUAGAAAGAUGUAUUGGUAUACUAAAAUCAAGAUUUCGAUGCUUAUCAAAAGAAAGGACACUUUACUAUAGUCCACCAAAAGCAGGUCUGAUAAUAAACGCCUGUUUGGUCCUGCAUAAUUUUUUAGUUCGGAAAAAGAUACCGCAUCCGGAAAUAAUAUCAGAGGAAAUGAAUGACAAUGGGGAACAAACAAAUGCGACUGCGGAUAUUUCAUGCCGAAAUAUAUCAAGUAUUGCAAAAAGGCAACGUUCCGAGAUAGUUGAAAACGUAUUUGCUCAAUAGAUAAGAAUAGAUUGAAAAAUCAAUACAAUCAUUAAAAAAACAAGUGAAAAAGCAGUUGAAUACCGUUCACCAUUUGGAAAGAAUUUAAAAAUUCUCAAAAAAAAAAAAAACAAAAAACUAAAUAAAAA